ACUCCAUUUUGGAAAACAGCUGUUUGAAGACACAACCUUUUUCUCCCGUUGUUCGCAGACGGUACGCCGAGGGAGAGAAAGACUUACAACAACAACCAGGCUGCUAACACGCUCUCCUCACACCGCCAGGUCUUGUGUUUUUGUUAAGUGACACCGUCCCGCUCCAGUUCCCCCUCGCCGUGCUGCGUUUUUGUCCGACUGCCAGGAAACUUAACUGGAGAUCCAUGGUGUUAAAUUUCCAUUGUAACAAGUGGAUAACAGGGGGCGACCCGACCAAGGUGUAAUGAGAGCGCUGGUCAUGGACAGAUGAUGGACGUGGAGACGUCGUACUCAGACUUCAUCAACUGUGAUCGCACAGGCCGCAGGAACGCAGUGCCCGACAUCGCAGGGGAGGGGACAGCAGGGGCCAGCACCAGUGAACUCACCAAAGACCUGGCAGAGAUGGACCUGAAGGCUGCAGAAGGAGACCCGGGGGCCUCCCCCGCCCCUGAGGCAGAGGGCUCCACCAGCCAAGAUGCCCAGGGAGGAGGAGGAGGCCCCUCCUAAACUCCGCCAGAGACUGAAGUGGGGCAGAGAAACUAGAGAGGAAGCAGGUGAAAGUGGAGAGACAUGGAGUAAGGAAACACAGAGUGUAUAUUGGCUGUCCUAAAUGGACAUGAGGACACUUUCGCUCACUGCCGGCCUGUUUGGAGCUUCAGUGGCCCCAAAUGUACGCCUUUUCAUUGGAUCAGAUUGUAUCAAGGAGAACAUAACAGAGAACAGAACAGUUGAUUGAGAGGCUGCUUCAUACUCUGUUAGUCAUUUAUAUUCCUGAAGAGACGAAAGAGAAAGCACAGAAACUUUGGAUUCAUGUCUGCGGGGAUGGACUGAGCUAAACAGAAUUCAUUUAUAACACUCGAAACGUUGCUCCAGCCUAACGUGGCGCCGUGUCAUAGACGGUGUAUUCAUAAUCAUCUGUUUGUCAUUUCCUUUCUUUAUGUACGUGUGUACGUUUGUGACUCUUGUUCAGUUUCAUCGUCAAGUCUUUUCUUUUUAUAGUAACCGACAUAGUCUUUCAUUUUCUGUCGUGUGCGGACUUCAUAUUUAUUGCUAAAUGUUCAGUGAUAACUUUGUGAUAGCCAUUUUCUUUGUGUAAUAAAAUACUUAUGAAUUACUGUAA
Molecule: messenger RNA, 1159 nt
Organism: Mugil cephalus (flathead mullet)
Lineage: Eukaryota; Metazoa; Chordata; Actinopteri; Mugiliformes; Mugilidae
Gene: pkig
Product: protein kinase (cAMP-dependent, catalytic) inhibitor gamma
Exons: 3
Coding region: 307-546 (79 amino acids)
Biological process (GO): negative regulation of cAMP-dependent protein kinase activity
Cellular component (GO): nucleus; cytoplasm
Molecular function (GO): cAMP-dependent protein kinase inhibitor activity
Source: RefSeq, a predicted model, not a curated record